AGUGACUGGAAGAGAAACACAGGGGGAGACAGAGAGAGAGAUUGUGGCAGAGAAGCGGAGAGCGGCGGAUGAACAAGGAAGGGAAGGGUGUGUGGGUGUAGGAGGGGGGGGGACAGAGGGGAGAACACGCCGGGAAAGCCACCGGGAGGAGUGGGUAAAGUCGGGGAUCAUCUGGAAAAUUUCACCAAUCUGCCACAAUCUGAAUUAGCAAUAUGGGUGACAAUGACCCAGAAAAAGGUGAACUUUUGUCUGAAAACAACAAUGAAACGUACUAUGAAACAGAGGAUGAUGAAGAAGAGAUGACAAGAGAGGAGAGGAUGGGAUUUUCUGGUAAAAAUGGCCUGAUCUCGUCUUCCCCUGGGACAGUUUAUGAUCGGACUACUGUCCUGAUAGAACAGGACCCGAUCAGCCUGGAAGAAGAAGAGGAGGAGGAUGAGGAGGAAGAGGAAGGAGGGAACAAUAACAGCUUGGUGUCUUUUUUAUCUCACGGCGGAGAGGACAACUUUUUUUUGAUAGGAGAUCCUGAUGGAAUGUCGCAGGGUUAUGUGCAUCACACCAUUUCUCCUGAUCAGAUUCAGUUCACCAUCAACCCCGGAUCUACCCCAAUGCCCAGGAAUAUAGAGGGAGCCACACUGACCCUGCACUCGGAAUGUCCCGAUACCAAGCUGAAGGAGGUGAAACGAUACCAGUGCACAUUUGAAGGCUGCACCCGCACCUACAGCACAGCGGGGAACCUGCGGACUCAUCAGAAGACUCACCGCGGAGAAUACACUUUUGUUUGUAACCAGCAGGGCUGUGGCAAAGCCUUCCUCACCUCGUACAGCCUGAAAAUUCACGUCCGAGUCCACACCAAGGAAAAGCCUUUCGAGUGUGACGUGCAAGGCUGUGAGAAAGCUUUCAACACUCUGUACAGGCUUAAAGCCCACCAGAGACUUCACACGGGGAAAACCUUUAACUGUGAAUCAGAAGGCUGCACUAAGUACUUUACUACACUCAGUGACUUGAGGAAGCACGUCAGGACACACACAGGGGAAAAGCCAUUCAGGUGUGAUCAUAAUGGCUGUGGGAAGGCAUUUGCUGCCAGUCACCAUCUCAGAACGCACGUCAGAACACACACAGGUGAGCGACCGUUCCUAUGCCCCAGCGAUGGAUGUGAGAAGACGUUCAGCACGCAAUAUAGUCUCAAGAGUCACAUGAAGGGCCAUGACAAGGAGAACCCAUGCAUCGUCUCAACACAAAACUCCUUGAAUGAGGAGACGAACCAGUCACUUUGUUUAAGUGAUCUGAGCUUGAUGUCGACAGAUUCGGAACUCCGAGAGAACUCACACUCGAACAAUCGACGAGAUCUGAGCACUAUUUCAGCAGAAAGCAUCUUUGAAUCUAUGUUUCACAACACUGAUAGCUGCACAAGCCACGAUGGCUCCCAGGCGAGAGCUGAAGAUGGACUAACUGGAACAUAUGGCAGCGAUGUGCCGCCAGCACCUGUUGUGAAUCCUAUCGUAGCUGAACCCGGGUCAUUGUCGUUUACAAUCCCUCUUCAAACUGUGUCACAGCCAAGCGUCGAGAGCCAUUCCCAGCCCUCAACAACAGCAGCAGCCCUUCCCCACAUUACACUGAAUGCCGCCGUCAUCUCCAAUACACACCAAACUGUCUUCGGGAAUCCCACCAGCGUCGUGCAGACACCUCAAGUGCCCGUCGCACAGACUGCACAAUUCUCAGCCAAUCAACAAGAAUUCAUUCAGCCUACCCAAAUGCCCCAGCCUCCGUCGCAGGGCUUUCCAGUGAUGCCCAGCAAUAGCCUUCCACCAUCUGGUAACACAGAGCCACUGCCAACCCUGGUGCAAACUGUGCCUUUAGGUACAAAUCCUCCCACAAUAACAAUUACUCCAUCGCAGAACACCACCAUUCUACAACCCAGCAUUGUAAUGGCAGACCCCAACCUCCAGUGGAUCAUUAAUGGAGCCAGCACUGUUCAGCAGAACUCUGAGCACAUGCAGCAGGGACCGAAAGUAGAGAAAGUGUUUUUCACCACUGCAAUACCAGUUUCUGGCAACACAGGAAAUCAAGUUCAACAAAUAGGUUUGAGUGUCCCAGUCAUCAUCAUAAAGCAGGAGGAAUCGUGUCAGUGUCAGUGUGCCUGCCGCGACUCCAACAAACAGAAAGUGCCCAGCAGCAAGGAGAGUUCUACACAGGAAGCAGGUUCUUCCCGGGAACCCACCACCGUUCAGGAACAGUCUCGUCCCGAGGCUCAGACUUUCACCUCGACAUUGGAAGACAGCAGUCAGGUGACGCAACCACUUCCUCAGACAGACCCACAAACGGGCUUGAACAGUAUAGAUGUGACAGAGUUCCUAUCUCUCGAGAGCUCGGGGACCCCUUCAAAUCUCGCUGGGAUCGAGGCCAAUGACAUUCAGGCACUGCUAGAAAAGGUGAAAGAGGAAAUCAACAUGAACAGCAGGUUUCCCAAGUAAAACCGCUCGCUCAGUCUAGUCCCUGGGGUUUGAGGGAAGACGCUUUUCAAAGAAAAUUCCAAGCUUUUUCUUACCCAGGAUUAC
This is a messenger RNA of Callorhinchus milii (elephant shark), 2555 nucleotides long. RefSeq names its product metal-regulatory transcription factor 1 (gene mtf1). NCBI's taxonomy places the organism in Eukaryota, Metazoa, Chordata, Chondrichthyes, Chimaeriformes, Callorhinchidae. Gene Ontology annotation, molecular function: DNA-binding transcription activator activity, RNA polymerase II-specific; RNA polymerase II cis-regulatory region sequence-specific DNA binding. Gene Ontology annotation, cellular component: nucleus. Bases 213 to 2471 code for a protein of 752 amino acids. Gene Ontology annotation, biological process: central nervous system development; positive regulation of transcription by RNA polymerase II. The transcript has 11 exons. The record is from RefSeq and is a predicted model, not a curated record.